Messenger RNA from Brassica oleracea var. oleracea, 1657 nucleotides. RefSeq lists its product as uncharacterized. The record is from RefSeq and is a predicted model, not a curated record. Gene Ontology annotation, biological process: regulation of transcription by RNA polymerase II; DNA-templated transcription. Lineage: Eukaryota; Viridiplantae; Streptophyta; Magnoliopsida; Brassicales; Brassicaceae. The transcript has 2 exons. Gene Ontology annotation, molecular function: DNA-binding transcription factor activity, RNA polymerase II-specific; RNA polymerase II cis-regulatory region sequence-specific DNA binding. The coding region runs from base 483 to 1298 and encodes 271 amino acids.
AUAUAAUUUCCAAAGCAAUAAUUAAUAAUAAUUAUUAUUAUUUUAAGAAUCUCUCUCUCUCUCUCUCUCUCUCUCUACUGCAACUCGAAAUCGUGAUCGUACGUCCGGCCACCGAGAUGAUUCCAUCUGUUUAGUGCGUCUUCGUGCCUAUAAAACCUUCUCUCUCUCGUUCCCAUCACUCAUCUCAGUCUUAGGGUUUUUCAUCUCCCUUUUGCUAAACUCUCGACGAUGAAAAUUUUCAAUCUUUCCCAGAAAUUGAGUGUCCUCUGCUGCUGAAUUGCGAAAUUAGGUGUUUUUUGAUAACCUUAGAAAGUAUCGAUUUUGCUAAUUCCUCAACUCUCGACGAUGAAAUUUUCGAUCUUUCCCAGAAAUUGAGUGUUCUCUGUUGCUGAAUUGCUCGGAUCGUUGCGAAAUUAGGGGUUUUUGAUUGAUUUGUUUAACCUAGAAAGUAUCGAUUUUGGGGGUUUUUUUUUUUUAAGAAAAUGGAAGACGGCGAGCUUGAAUUCUCUAACCAAGAAGUGUUUUCAAGCUCCGACGUUGUUGGUGGGUUGCCUCCUAGCAACGGUUCGAUAGAUAGUUUCUUCGAUGGGCUUCUAAUGGACUCUCAUCAUCAACAUCAACAUCAACAUCAACAAGGUGCUUGUACCCACACUCACACGUGUAACAACUCCACGGGAACAGCAGAUAACACUCACAGCCACACGUGCUUCCACGUCCACACCAAGGUCCUCCCCGAAGACAGCGACGAGAAAGUCUCCACCGAUGAUACAGCCGAGUCUUGUGGCAAGAACGGCGAAAAGAGGCCUUUGGGGAACAGAGAAGCCGUUAGGAAGUAUAGAGAGAAGAAGAAGGCUAAAGCUGCUUCCUUGGAGGACGAGUGUUCGAGGCUCAGGGGUUUGAACCAGCAGCUUGUGAAGAGGCUGCAGAGUCAGAGUGCCUUGGAAGGUGAAGUCUCGAGGCUUAAGUGUUUGCUUGUGGAUUUGAGAGGGAGGAUUGAUGGGGAGAUUGGGUCUUUUCCUUAUCAGAAACCGAAUAUUCCUUCUUUCUCCCACUUGGUGAAUCCUUGCAACGUGCAGUGUGAGGAUGAGGUUUAUUGCCUUGGGGAUGGGUUUGGAGGUGGGGGGAAUAGCCAAGAAGGUGGUGGUGGUGCGUCCAUCAAUGAACAAGGUUUAAGCGGUUGUGAUUUUGACCAGCUUCAAUGCAUGACUGAUCAGAACUUAAACGGUUCAUUCAACAGUGCCAAUGUAUCUGCCACUAAUAAGAGAAAAGGUGGGCAUCGUGGACCGAAAGGAGCUUGAAGGGUCAUCAAGCUUGUACCAAUCAUCUUAUGUACACUAGGAUAGAUACUGUAUUCAAAAUAAAGUGCUGCUGCAUCAGCUUCACUCAGGUUCCUCUUGUGUUUUGCAUUUUGUUUCCUUUUUUUUUUUUUGAAACUAUUUUCCUUCCAUUGUAUUUUUGUUGUUGAGUUUGCCGUACCAGAUGGGAUGAUUUGUUAAUAUAAAGUCAAAUCUUUCCGUGUGUGUUCUUUGUCAUUUGUUUUCAUGCUUGAGUAGCUUCUUUCUAAGUUUGUGUAGAAGAAGCUGCUUGAGAAUGAUCUCUGUGUAUGUAUGACUUGUAGCAAUUGUUUUGACCCAAUGAAUGACAGUGUUAAGGUGUU